Molecule: messenger RNA, 270 nt
Organism: Morchella importuna
Lineage: Eukaryota; Fungi; Ascomycota; Pezizomycetes; Pezizales; Morchellaceae
Exons: 4
Coding region: 1-270 (89 amino acids)
Source: RefSeq, a predicted model, not a curated record
AUGGGACUCCAAGGUGUUCACGUAAAAAGACCCUGCCCAUCUCAGCUCCUGCGUACGAUCUGUCAUAAAAGGGCCCACUACACGCAUCGCGAAACAACCUUCUCUCUUGAUCAACGCCCCCAAAAAGAAAUCCCCAACAGAACAGCUCCAGUAUCCAGAAGGAGGGCACCCGAAACAGCAUAUCAGCAGUUCGCAAAAAUAGCCAAAACCGGCCAAACAAGGCAACUUCCGCCUGAGCAUCCUACAUACCUCCGCCGCACGUUGAUCUAA